Molecule: messenger RNA, 855 nt
Organism: Brassica oleracea var. oleracea
Lineage: Eukaryota; Viridiplantae; Streptophyta; Magnoliopsida; Brassicales; Brassicaceae
Exons: 5
Coding region: 89-652 (187 amino acids)
Source: RefSeq, a predicted model, not a curated record
AAUCAAACAUGUGAGAAUCGCAACACGCAACUCUCUUCUUUAAAUCUCAAAAACCAAUUAAACUCCCCCAACCCAUCUAUCGGGAAAGAUGGAGCCUUUGAUGGAAGACGAAGAGUUCAGUAUUAGGGAAGUGGUGUUGCCGUCGCUGAUCCCGGUCGUGCCGGAGCCGGAGCUAGAGAGGGAGGACGGAGAGAGGAGGAGAGGGAGAGAUGUAAUCAUAGCCGUUGAUCAUGGUCCCAACAGCAAACACGCUUUUGAUUGGGCUCUCGUUCAUUUCUGCCGCCUCGCCGACACCAUUCACCUCGUCCACGCCGUCUCGAGUGUUAAGAACGAUGUUGUGUACGAGACGAGCCAAGCCCUCAUGGAGAAACUCGCUGUUGAGGCCUUUCAAGUUGCCAUGGUGAAGAGUGUGGCUCGUGUUGUUGAAGGGGAAGCAGGUAAAGUAAUCUGCAAGGAAGCAGAGAGAUUGAAGCCUGCGGCUGUAAUCAUGGGUACCCGAGGCCGGAGCUUAGUAAGAAGUGUGCUACAAGGGAGUGUAAGCGAGUAUUGUUUCCACAAUUGCAAAUCCGCUCCUGUCAUUAUCGUUCCUGGGAAAGAAGCUGGAGACGAAUCGAUUGUAAGUUGGACAAAAUCAGGAGAUCCUAAACCCUGAAGAAAAAAGAGCUCUCAAGUCUCUUUGUACCUCGUAUCUUUCUCACUGUAGUUGAAGUCAUUGUUUCAGAAUGUGUUGUAGAACCUUCAAGUAAUUUUUUUUUUUUUUUUUGUUAUUCUUCUUCUUCUCUGUAUUUGUGUGUUUUGAUGUGUUUUGUUUGUAGUUUCAAGUUCGUGUAUAAAAAAAAACAUUUGUUAUGUGUA